Alternaria incomplexa is the source of this 756-nucleotide messenger RNA. RefSeq lists its product as uncharacterized. Lineage: Eukaryota; Fungi; Ascomycota; Dothideomycetes; Pleosporales; Pleosporaceae. The transcript is spliced from 2 exons. The coding region runs from base 1 to 756 and encodes 251 amino acids. The record is from RefSeq and is a predicted model, not a curated record.
AUGGACCCAUCACUCGAAAGUGAUACAUCGGAAAAAUGCGGAUACAUCAGAGCUAUCACCGAGCCUGAGCCUCAGCAGAAAGCGCCGCGGAAGAGGGGAAAGGCAGGCAAAGCUCGUAAGCCAGCCAAGAAGACGCCGGAUCCUGUGACCCCAGCUCAAUAUCCCAUACGCGUCUCCGAGUUUGUAGAGAUGGCUGAACACAUUGCUUCAUUUGAUCCCAAGAUCGAAGUCCCAGCUGCGCUACAAAAAGUUUUUGACCGAGUGAUCUUAGCUCGGAGCAAAGUGGCUAGUUGGUUCGAGAGAGGGCACUCAACCGAUUACGUCAACAACCACAGGCACUCCUACUUUAUCACCGUUCUGGAAAAGGCGGCAAAACUGCUGAAGCCUCUGAUACCAGAGACGCCAGUAGUUUCUGAGAACAUCAAGCUACAAAACAGGUUCGCCGGGCUUACGGUCGAAGAGACGGACCCACUGGACGAACUCAUCACCGAAGUUAAGGAGAAGCAAUUGCCCAAAGUCGACCCUAUCCCGAUUGAGCAAGACGAGGAGAGUCUCGAGCACGACUUCUUCUUCGCUAUCGCGACAUUUCUUGAGGAGAUCUACGACGUGCGAGCAUGGAUUGUGCGAGAGUGGGAUGAAUAUCGGCAGACAGGUGAAGGUCUCACACGCGCGGCAGUGCUUUCCAAUACGGCCGUCGAUCUGGUGCGAUCUGCUGAGAAUCAAUUCGAUCAGAUGCUCGUUCGUCCCAAGAAGUAA